Molecule: messenger RNA, 1251 nt
Organism: Hyaena hyaena (striped hyena)
Lineage: Eukaryota; Metazoa; Chordata; Mammalia; Carnivora; Hyaenidae
Gene: BFSP2
Product: beaded filament structural protein 2
Exons: 6
Coding region: 1-1251 (416 amino acids)
Biological process (GO): intermediate filament organization
Cellular component (GO): intermediate filament
Molecular function (GO): structural molecule activity
Source: RefSeq, a predicted model, not a curated record
AUGAUGAGCAGCAGGCGAGUGGUGGUGGACAUGCCCACCGGUGCCAGCCCCAGCUUGCCCCUCCAGAGGCACAGGGCAUCUUUUGGGGGAACGUGGUCAUCAUCCUCCCUGGACAGCCCCCCGGCCUCCAGGACCAAUGCCAUGGGUGGUCUCGUCCGAGCACCCAGAGUCUAUGUAGGGAUGGUGCCCAGUGGGUACACAGGUGGCCUGGGCACCCGCGUGACGCGCCGGGCCCUGGGCAUCAGCAGUGUUUUCCUGCAGGGCCUGCGGAGCUCGGGUCUGGCCACAGCACCUGCUCCAGGCCUGGAGAGGAACCUCGGUGCCGUUGAGGACCUGGGGGGCUGCCUGGUGGAAUACAUGGCCAAGGUUCACGCCCUCGAGAACGUCAGCCAGGAGCUGGAGGCACAACUGCGGGUGCACCUGGAGAGCAAGGCCACACGCUCGGAAAGCUGGGGUGCCCUCAGGGCCUCCUGGGCCAGCAGCUGCCAGCAGGUGGGCGAGGCGGUCUUGGAAAAUGCCCGGCUCAUGCUUCAGACAGAGAAUAUCCAGGCGGGUGCCGAUGACUUUAAAGAGAGGUAUGAAAACGAGCAGCCAUUUCGAAAGGCAGCAGAAGAGGAAAUUAACUCUCUGUAUAAAGUCAUUGAUGAGGCUAAUUUGACAAAAAUGGAUCUGGAGAGUCAGAUAGAGAGCCUGAAAGAAGAACUUGGCUUUCUAUCAAGGAGCUAUGAAGAGGAUGUGAAAGUGCUAUACAAACAGCUGGCAGGGUCUGAGCUGGAACAAAUGGGUGUUCCCAUUGGCACGGGUCUGGAUGACAUCCUCGAGACCAUCAGAAUCCACUGGGAGAGAGACGUGGAAAAGAACCGGGCGGAGGCAGGAGCCUUGCUCCAAGCCAAGCAACAGGCGGAGAUGGCCCGCAUGGCACAGACCCAGGAAGAGAAGCUGGCCGCUGCCCUCAGGCUGGAGCUGCACAACACUUCGUGCCAGGUCCAGAGCCUCCAGGCUGAAACGGAAUCCUUGCGGGCCCUGAAACGAGGCCUGGAGAACACGUUGCACGACGCCAAGCACUGGCACGACAUCGAGCUGCAGAACCUGGGCGCCGUGGUGAGCAGGCUGGAGGCGGAGCUCAGGGAGACGCGCUCGGAGGCGGAGCAGCAGCAGCAGGCCCGCGAGCAUCUGCUGGCGCACAAAGCCCAGCUGCAGAGGGACGUGGAGUCCUAUCACGCCCUGCUGGACAGGGAGGAGAGCGGGUGA